Sceloporus undulatus (fence lizard) is the source of this 1888-nucleotide messenger RNA. It is a transcript of the gene CASTOR2, whose product is annotated as cytosolic arginine sensor for mTORC1 subunit 2. Gene Ontology annotation, biological process: negative regulation of TORC1 signaling; cellular response to L-arginine. The record is from RefSeq and is a predicted model, not a curated record. Gene Ontology annotation, cellular component: cytosol. NCBI's taxonomy places the organism in Eukaryota, Metazoa, Chordata, Lepidosauria, Squamata, Phrynosomatidae. The coding region runs from base 1 to 921 and encodes 306 amino acids. The transcript has 9 exons.
AUGGAUCCCAGUUACGAGGUCCAAAUUCCAUCCAAUCCUGUUAGGUGCAAAUUCUUCAGUCUGACAGAAACACCCGAGGACUACACCAUCAUAGUGGAUGAAGAAGGCUUUCUUGAGCUCCCUUCAUCUGAGCACUUGAGCGUGGCGGAUGCGACGUGGUUGGCGCUCAACGUGGUUUCCGGCGGAGGCAGUUUCUCCAGUUCCCAGCCCAUUGGGGUUACCAAGAUUGCCAAGUCCGUGAUUGCUCCUCUGGCUGAUCAAAACAUCUCCGUAUUCAUGCUCUCUACCUAUCAGACAGACUUCAUCCUGGUACGCGAGCGGGACCUGCCUUUGGCGAUGCACACGCUGGCUUCGGAGUUCACCAUCCUCCGCGUCGUGAACGGGGAGACGGUGGCGGCCGACAGCUUUGGGAUAACAAACGGAUUUAUGAAGCCAAAACUGGUUCAGAGGCCUGUCAUCCACCCGCUUUCCAGUCCAAGUAACAUGUUCUGUGUCACCAGCCUAGAUCCCGACACCCUUCCCUCCGUCGCUACACUCCUUAUGGAUGUCAUGUUUUACUCCAAUGGAGUCAAAGAGUCUGCGGCAGCCAACGAAGACUCUGGACACAUCCGCUUCUUCUCGUUUUCUCUCAUUGAGGGUUACAUUUCUUUGGUGAUGGAUGUUCAGACACAGAAGAGAUUUCCUAAUAAUUUGUUGUUUACAAGUGCAUCUGGAGAGCUCUGGAAGAUGGUUCGCAUAGGAGGGCAGCCCCUUGGCUUUGAUGAGUGUGGAAUCGUGGCACAGAUCUCGGAGCCUUUGGCAGCCGCUGACAUCCCAGCUUAUUACAUUAGUACUUUUAAGUUUGAUCAUGCACUGGUACCAGAAGAAAACAUCAACGGUGUUAUCAAUGCGCUCCAAGUCAGCCAGGCUGAAAAGCAUUAGCAACCUUUCCGAACGGGACUUUUCCCGCGCAAUGAUUCUCAGUAUUUGGGAGAGGGGGAUUAUUAUUAUUAUUAUUAUUAUUUAGUUACUCCAAAGAGAGCUUGGGAGAAACGUUGCCGUGCCAUAAAAAGCAAGCAAGGAAACAAAAAGACUGCUGACUUGGCAAGUAAUUCCUAUAGCUUUUUCAUUUUUUAAAAGGACUAUCUUGGGACAAACAAGGAAGGCAUAGAGCGGACGCUUCGGAAUUAAAGAACCGAGGUCUUUCCAACGUUCAGCCUUGAAGCAAAACGUAAUCGUCGUGCUGGGUUUUCCCUCCCUUUCUUUGGCACGACGGCGGUGUGCGCGAAGGCUGCCUUUCUAACAAGACUGUGAAUGAGACUUGCUGAGACCUCUGACAUUUAGGAAACCAAUGGCGCGAUGGUGGAGUGUGUCCAGUCGCACCACUUGGCUCCUCCAAGUGCCAGAGUGGGCAACACUUAGCAUUACAUCUGGACUGAGACUCUUGGCUUGUCUUUUCUCUAACACACCAGAAUUUGACGCUGGUUUACCGUUCUUUUCUUAGAAGACUAGCCAUCUAGGACCCGGAUUUGGACCCAAAGCUUUUCCAUCCUGGACAAUUUCUGGUUGUUUAGCCACUCCUGCUUCCCAGAAGAGCCAAGUGGGAGAAUGCGCUUGCAGUUAUCAAUGCACUCCAAGUCCUCUGUUUCUGGAAUGAUGCUUCGGCAUCUGGUACGAAGGCGGACACUACGCUUGAGGCUCAGAUGGACAGAGAGCGCUAUGGUUCCUCGAGUGAGCAGAGAACUCCUGCGAGGAAGGAAAGCUGUUCCCUAUGACUAGGAACCGAGAGACAGACACCACAGAAGGACUCUCAAUCGGGGGGAAGAAAAGAGAUACUUGGAGGAGUGCUCCUCCCUCUGCAAUCCUAUACACACUUUACUAGAAGUCCCAAUAAACUCAGUAACUUCUA